Oryza brachyantha (malo sina) is the source of this 1194-nucleotide messenger RNA. Its product is annotated as 14-3-3-like protein GF14-B. Gene Ontology annotation, biological process: signal transduction. Gene Ontology annotation, cellular component: cytoplasm. Bases 131 to 919 code for a protein of 262 amino acids. Lineage: Eukaryota; Viridiplantae; Streptophyta; Magnoliopsida; Poales; Poaceae. The record is from RefSeq and is a predicted model, not a curated record. The transcript is spliced from 6 exons.
ACUCGGAGGGAGGCAUUUCUAGGGGCCCCCCUCCCUCGCGUUCCUGCCCCAGUUCCGACGCCAGAGCGCGACGAGACGCACACAGAGACUUGGCAUUUGUAGAGUUUGUAUAGGUUUAUAGAUAGCAAAGAUGUCGGCACAGCCGGAGCUUUCCCGUGAAGAGAAUGUGUACAUGGCCAAGCUCGCUGAGCAGGCCGAGAGGUACGAGGAGAUGGUCGAAUUCAUGGAGAAAGUGGCCAAGACGGUUGACUCCGAGGAGCUCACCGUGGAGGAGCGCAACCUCCUGUCUGUUGCAUACAAGAACGUGAUUGGAGCCCGCCGCGCGUCAUGGCGCAUCAUCUCUUCCAUUGAGCAGAAGGAGGAAAGCCGUGGUAACGAAGACCGUGUCACACUCAUCAAGGACUACCGCGGCAAGAUCGAGACCGAACUCACCAAGAUUUGUGACGGCAUUCUCAAGCUGCUCGAAACCCACCUUGUCCCCUCUUCCACUGCCCCUGAGUCCAAGGUCUUCUACCUCAAAAUGAAGGGUGACUACUACAGGUACCUUGCUGAAUUCAAGACCGGGGCUGAGAGGAAGGAUGCUGCUGAGAAUACCAUGGUAGCAUACAAGGCUGCUCAGGAUAUUGCUUUGGCUGAGCUGCCUCCAACUCAUCCAAUUAGGCUUGGGCUUGCUCUGAAUUUCUCGGUGUUCUACUAUGAGAUCCUCAACUCGCCUGAUCGUGCCUGCAACCUCGCAAAGCAGGCUUUUGAUGAGGCCAUUUCGGAGCUGGACACCCUGAGCGAGGAGUCCUACAAGGACAGCACUUUGAUCAUGCAACUCCUCCGUGAUAACUUGACCCUGUGGACUUCAGACAUCUCGGAGGACACUGCGGAAGAGAUCAGGGAAGCUCCGAAGCGCGACUCCAGUGAGGGGCAGUAAAGCCGGCUUUAUGUUGCCCUAGAAAGCUUGUAGCUAGUGCUUGCUACUGUGUAAUGACGCUAUGUGCUGUGAUUGUUGUCGGGAAAAUCUGGGGCUCCCCAUAUGGUGAUGUUGCUAGCAAUGGUUGCAGUCGCCUUAAGCUGCCCGUAGCAGGUGGGAGACUGGAGCAGCCAAGUGCUGGUUGGGGGUGGGGAGCCUCUUGAACUGUUCGGUGACACUUCCUGUUUUUCGGUUUGCCUUUUUAUUGAUGUUUAUGAUGGUCAUCCUGUGUCAAU